Messenger RNA from Cylindrotheca closterium, 487 nucleotides. NCBI's taxonomy places the organism in Eukaryota, Bacillariophyta, Bacillariophyceae, Bacillariales, Bacillariaceae. The record is from the annotation of a GenBank genome assembly.
AUGAAGCUAUGGAAUUUGCUUUCAUCCUUGAUCAUUCCAAGCGCUUCGCUGGAAGGUCAAAUGUCCGAUUCUGGCAUUACCAAUCAGUUGACACUCGAGAGAGAGCUGCCUGGUAUCUGCAACCGACUCUUUCAAGAGAUUGGAUCACAGCAAUCGGAAUGGACCUAUCAAAAAUGUCUUGCCAUUGACUUACUGCAAGCCGGGGUAGACGAGGUUCACACGGAAGUCAAGCUACCAUUGACCUACAAGGGUCAAGUGGUUGGUAAUAGGCGUGCUGACAUGAUCGUUGAGUUGGCCUCAGGUGAAAAGGCGAUUAUCGAACUCAAGGCUAUAGAACAAAUUCGGCUCCUGCAUCGAGUGCAGUUGGAGUAUUACAUGUAUUAUGCCAACAUUCCGGAAGGUUAUCUUGUCAAUUUUCCACAUGACGACGGCUUGCCGAGUGUUACCGACAGAUGCGAAUUUGACUAUCAAGUCCUGGCUGGUGGUA